This is a messenger RNA of Dendronephthya gigantea, 6108 nucleotides long. Its product is annotated as sacsin-like. NCBI's taxonomy places the organism in Eukaryota, Metazoa, Cnidaria, Anthozoa, Malacalcyonacea, Nephtheidae. Gene Ontology annotation, molecular function: Hsp70 protein binding. The record is from RefSeq and is a predicted model, not a curated record.
UUGAAGAGGCUUUUGCUACAUAGCCAACGUGUGUAUACGCGCAAGAAUCUGAACGUGAUUGCAGCUGAUAGAAAGGAGCUACAUAGGUCGUCACGCUAUGUAAUCGCGGGCACAUCAUUCUACUUUGAAUGCAGCUACUUCCAUUUCUGCAGAAAUAUAUGGAAAAUGGCAAUGCUGUUUGAGGAAGAUCUCUUUGAACAGACAGGACAGUAUGAACCACUCACAACUCGAAUUCGAACUUUACUCCGUGAGUACAAAGAUGGCGUCGGUAUUUUUAAAGAAUUGAUUCAAAAUGCAGACGAUGCUGGAGCUACUAAAGUCAAGUUUUUGGUGGACUGGAGAAAAGGAAGAACGAGGAGUCUUUUCUCCCCUGGCAUGGCUGAAUGCCAAGGACCUGCAUUGUGGGCUUACAACGAUGCUGUGUUUACUGACGAUGAUUUCGAAAACAUCAACAAGCUUGCAGGAGAAACGAAAGUCGAAGAUAUUUCAAAGAUUGGUAGGUUUGGCCUUGGUUUCAACGCCGUCUAUCACCUCACAGACGUUCCUAGUUUCAUCAGCCGAGAACACUUGGUGGUAUUUGAUCCGAACACUCGCCAUUUACAACGUCACAUUAAGGACAGAUCCCGUCCUGGAAUCCACAUCAAUCUUUCCGAGAAACCAGAGUCCCUAACACGUUACCAGGAUCAGUUUCAGCCAUACAAUGGCGUCUUUGGUUGCAACACAACGGAAACACGUGAAGAAUUCUACUACGACGGAACAUUAUUCCGUUUCCCCUUCCGCACGGCCGCCCAAGCAAGAACUAGUGAUAUCAUCAAAACCUCUUAUGGUCGAGACAAGAUUCAAGCUAUUGUUCGUAGCAUUUGUGAGUGCGCCUCGAAUCUCUUAAUCUUCUCGCAACAUGUAAAAGAGGUAGAAAUCUUUAAAUUGGAUGGAUUAGACGAACCAGACGAAAUGCGAUUGGUGCUCUCUGUGAAGAAACCAAGUGUUAAGGUUGUCAGCCAGGAAGGCGUGAAAAGCAAAAAACCGUUUAUCAAACAGUGUUCCAAAUGGUGGAAAAAAUACCGUGAAUCUCAAAAGUCCUGUAGUGAAUUCCCAUCAAGUUGUGAACUUGUUAACAUUGUUACUACAAAGGAGCAAUCGGAAUUAAGCCGAUGUGAACGUCGAUACAGAAGUGAUCAAACUUGGCUUGUAGUUUCAACAAGUGGGACUAAGGAUUGCCUCAAAAUUGCUCGCUCACAAGAAGGGAAAGCUUGUGGUUUCUUGCCCUGUGGUGGGGCAGCGUUCGUCGUUUCUUCUAAUCAGAAUUCCAACCCAGAUCUUUCUGGGGAACUGUUCUGUUUUCUUCCAUUGUCUAUUACGACUGGGCUUCCUGUGCAUGUCAACGGCUUUUUUGCCAUCAUGUCUAAUCGCGUUGAAAUUUGGAAACGAUCGACUACAGGAAACCAACCCGUCGAGGUGAAGUGGAACGAAGCACUGAUGGAGGAUGCAUUAGCCAGAGCUUAUAUCAUGCUUCUUGAAAACAUGAAAGAUUGGAUCGGUAAGAUUAAGGAUUACGAAUUUUACAGUCUGUGGCCAAGCAGUGACACCGUUGAUAUGAAAUCUUGGGAGAAGCUAGUUCAGAAAAUCUGCAGUGUAUUGUUGGAUCCAAAAACGAAGUUAUUUUACAGCGAUGGACACUGGAUGAGUAUCGACGACGGUCUCAUAUUGAGCGAUGAUUUUACGGGAAUCUACAAGACAGCAGUGAAAGUAUUAACAUCACUAGGGAUACAUGUUAUAUACCUACCCCCUAAGAUAUUCAAGACUCUAGCGAAAUUCGACCAAGGUGGCAUCCUAAAACGACGCACUUUGUCGUUCACCCAGUUUAUGAAGUCCUACUUUUUUGCAAACAUCAAAACGCUCUCUCGUUCCCGAAGAGAUGCUAUCGUUUGCUUCGGUUUGGAUCGAAUUAUGAAAAAAGAUGAACCACUUUCAAGCCACUGUCUCCACGAAAUUGACCUUUUCAAAGCAAAUACCUGUAUUUCUGUAUCAGAAAAAGAAGAAACCCUAUCGAGGCCUUCUCAACUUAUCCACCCGUUCAGUGCUGCGGCGGGGUUGUUUUCCGAGCAAGAUCACCGUUUUCCAGUUGGACAUGGCCUGCGGACUGAAAACAGAUUGUAUGUUUUAGAAACACUUGGUAUGGUGAAGGAUCUUGAUUGGGCCGGAAUCCACGAAAGAGCUCAGUCGGUUGCCAAAACUAGAGAUCUCGAACGGUGUCGAAAGUUAAUAAUCUACAUUAACAAGCGAAUAGAUGAACUACCGUUAGAUCUACAUCGAAGUCUUCUUCAACAUGUGAAGUUUUUGCCAGUGUCGAACAAACCAGUUGGAACAUAUCUUCUACCUUGGAAAGGAUCAAUGACUUUCCCUUCACUACAGCUUUUUUCGUCAAGCGAAAUUUUCCUACCGAAGGAUGCCAAGCUUGUCGGAUCGUCCUGUCUUAUUGUAAACACAUCUAAGGAAAGCGGUUGUGGGAAGCUGAGUGAACAAGUGAAAAAGCUCCUGGGAUUUUCAAGCCGUCAUCCCGAAGAUAAGUUUGUUAUUCAACAGUUAGACGAAGCAAUUAAAUUUUGGAGCCGGUUAACUGAAAAUGGGAAAAAAGAGCCGGGAGUAAGGCUCGCAAUUGAGUCAAUCUGUCAGAAAAUAUACGAAUUCUUUAAUCAUAAGAUCGUAGAAAGUUCUCUGAGCGAGCUAAGUAAACGAAAUUGCUUGUUUCUUCAAGGCAAGUUUGUGCGAAGCAAUAAAGUAGCUUAUACGUCCAAAGGAAAUGGAGCUCCAUUUCUAUUCACCUUACCAUCCGACUACAAAAGAGACUAUCGCAUUCUUUUUGAAAGGAUGGAAAUCAAAGACACAUUUGAUGAUGAAGAUUACAUCAGCGCCCUUUACGAACUAGAAAACACGAAACGUGGAAGUGCUCUGAGUGGCGAUGAAUUACAAACUGCAAUAUUUUUUAUCGGUCAAAUAGAAGUACAAAAUCCCGCCGUGAAGGAUUACAUUGGUGAGAUUCCACUUCCGGACACUGAUAGCAUUCUCCGACGAAGCAAAGAUGUCGUGGUCAACCUGUGUUUAUGGCUUGAAGAUCCGGAAGAUGAUAUAAAGGUCCACGAGAAAGUACCACCGCAAACAGCCUAUGCUCUGGGAGCAAAAUCUUUGAAGAAUCGUAUACUGGAUGAUUACGCACUACCCAUUCGCUAUGGUGAGUCGUUCGAACAACAUGAAGAGCUAACCGACCGACUAAACGGAAUUCUUGAUGGAUAUCCUGCUGACGGAAUUUUGAAGGAACUUUUGCAAAAUGCUGACGAUGCUAAAGCCUCGGAGAUACAUUUUAUACACGACACUCGAUCUCUUGAACGUGAAAGAGUGGUGACAAAGUUAGAAACGUCCGCGGAAAUACAAGGUCCAGCACUUUGUGUGUACAAUGACAGACCAUUUAAGAAAAAAGAUCUCGAUGGGAUUAGAAAUCUUGGUAAAGGAAGCAAGCGAAAUACUCCAGAAAUGACGGGGAAAUAUGGAAUUGGGUUCAAUUGUGUUUACCACCUUACCGACUGUCCCAGCUUUUUAUCCAACGACGACACCCUUGUGUUUCUCGAUCCUCAUUCCCGAUAUUUUGAUCAUGAUCGUGGAAAGAUAUUCCAGUCGAUGGAUGCCAGAUUUCGAGAUAUAUACUCGAGUACACUCGACGGAUAUCUUGCUGACCAUUUCAAAUUAGAAGGUUGCACAAUGUUUCGUUUCCCGUUGAGAAGAAAACGAAAUGAAUCCAAGAUUUCCGCUGAGUCGCCGGACAUGGAAAAACUUUUCCAGACCUUCCAAAAGGAAGCCCAAAAGUCGUUGUUAUUUUUAAAUCAUGGUGAAUCAUCUUCCGACGAAGUAGAAACAUCUUCUGAGUCAGAACUGUCAUUCAUCGACGUAGACGAAUCAUCGUCCAACGAAGAAAGAUCAUCUUCGGACAAGGAAGAUUUAUACUGGGACAAUGAAGAAUCAGCAUCUGACGAAGAGAAGGAAGAAAUGUCCGAAUCGGAGGAAUCAUUCUAUGACAUAUCCGAAUCGUCUUUGAACAAGGAAGAAUCAUCUUCGGACAGAGAAUUGGAAACAUUCUCCGACCAGGAAGAAUUCUCCUCCACGAGGGAAGAAGCAAUGCGUGGCAUAGUGUAUUGCUUCUUGCCUCUCCCGAGAACUACACUACCAAUUCAUAUCAAUGGUCAUUUCGCUUUGGAUAGCACAAGACGUGGUCUUUGGACCGAAACUGAUGGGAAAGGAGGAAAAUGUGAAUGGAAUGACUUCAUGAAAAGCUGUGUGUUAGCUCCUGCUUACGCAGCUUUGAUCUUAGAAGCUCGUAAUCAUCUGUGUGAUGAUAAGAAUGACAGCCAACUAUCACGUUACCAUAAUUUGUUCCCGAGGGUUUCGAGCGAUUCUCCGUGGGAAGUCCUUACUACUCGAUUGUAUCGUUAUCUUGGACACACAAGUGCAAAAGUGUUGCCAUUGCUUGUUCCAACUGAGUCGGAAAAUGAUGCAAGUUGUGUCUUCGGCCAUGAGAUAUCGGUAAACGAUGAUACCGAGGAACCCAAUCUUCAAAGUUUUGCAUGUCAAAGUUGGCUCUCAGCUGACGAAGGAUAUUUCAAGGAGUCUACUGAAUUGAAGAAUGACUUUUUGCAUCUGUUAUUAAGAAUUGGACUGCCCGUGUUGCUGCGCGCCCCAAAGCGGAUAUACCGCAGUUUUGCAUCUGCUGGAAUAAGUUCGAAUCGGAUCAGACCUGCAAGCGUAAUUAGUUUCCUAAGAGAAUUUAAAUCACAAAGAUCCACUUGUGUGAUUGGAAAUCUUCCGAAAAAAUUAGAAACCACCCCAGUUAACAGUAUCGCUGAAUUGUCUGAGUUGGUAGAGUAUUGCCGGGAAGAUGACAAUUUUGACCAAAGACUAUCAGGCUUGCCUCUUCUUCUAACACAAGAUGGCUACCUUCGAGUUUUUCGACCAAACCAGCCUGUAUUUCUUUCAGAAUUUGGGGACCUUUUUCCAACUCAGGCGCACUUAUUUGUUCAUGCUGAAAUUGUCUGUCAAUUCCCGCGAAGCACUACCAAAGCAGAAGAGAAUGUUAUCCGAAAUUUUACAGUUGAAAACUUGGCUGGACUACUUCCGGGUGUGUUCACAAACAAUGUCUUAAGAGCUGUUGAAGAUGAUGGAACACAGGUUAGAUUGCCUAUCGAAAUGGCCAGUGGUUCCGACGACUUGUGGAAAGCUUGUGACGCUUCAAGACGCAAAAUAUAUUUUGGAUAUGCGCUUCUAAGGAAUGACGAAUCUGCUGAAAAAGAGAAAGUUCGCACGUUCUUGACUGAGCUGGAAUGUCCAGUACUAAACAAAAAGAUUACCCUUCGGAAAAAAGUUUUCAGGAAUACAGAAAACAUUGGUGCCAUAACUGAUUCUUAUGUUGCUCACCCUCAUAACGCGGAGGAUGUCUUGGUUGUGCUUUGCCACAUGUUGAGGUCAAACGAACUCGACAUUUCAAAAGUUUACGAAGACGAUAUUCGUAGCUUUCUUCGGUUUGUGCAAGAUAACUACAAAAGGUCAGGGAAUUUGGAAAAAUGCAGGGAAAUGGUAAAGGAUUUGCCGUUUCAUAAAGCAUUGGAUGGAAAUUUUGUGAGUUUGCUUGGUCACUUCUCCACUUAUGUCCUCGUUCCUCCUGGUGUCCCAACACAACAGCUACGUACACUUCAAAAUCGAGCGGAAUGUCUUUUCCUGAGCUCAGACGCAUUAUCCACACUCAAGGAACUUUACACAGAUCUUGGCGUUAGAGGCGGUCACAAUGUCACACAAUUUUACGUGGAGUAUGUCUUUCAAUAUUUCAAAAUUUUCACCAGAGAAAGUCAAAUAAAACAUUUAGAAUACAUCAAUGAGGAAGUAUUUCCGUCAUUGCCACAAGGUAAAUCAUCUUACAAAACCAUAUUCCUGAAGACUAUGAAAGAAACUCCUUGUAUUCCUGACGAAAAUGGGCACCUCUAUUUUGCAUCUGAUCUCUUCUGCCAACACAACGACGUGUUUGAAGCAAUGUUUGCAGACGAUCUCAAGAAAUUUCCUCCGCCGCCA